UCGACAGAUGGAGCAGUUCCAGGACGGCCACCACGUGCGGCUGCGGAGCCGCGAGCACGGCAUGUACCUGCACGCCGACAAGGACGGCCGUGGCGUCUCCCUCCGCCGGCCCCGGGCGUCGAUGAACGCGGCGUGGGCGGUGCACUUGUUCCAAGGCGAUGACGAUGCCCAGUACGUUCUCCUCCACAGCGCCGCCUACGGCGGCUACCUGACGGCCAUGGACGCACCGGCGCCGCUAGGCCACUGCGGGCGCCGCGUCGAGCAGCGCGACUACGAGGAACGGGAGGAGGAGGACGUCAGGUGGCAGCCCGUCAGGUUCGGGAGCGGGGACUACAUCCUGCUCCGCCACGCCAGCGGCCGCUUCCUCCGCGCCAACGGGAAGUACCUCCCCUGGAACAACGGCGCCAGCGUCGACGACUUCGACACCGUCAGCACGAUGACGCACUGGGUCGUGGAGCGCAUCCCCGCCAGGGAGGGCAUGCCUGAGCUCCCCCUCGCCGGAGGCCUGGACGUUCUGUUGCCGCGGCGGUGGAUCGUGUACGCCUCGGCGGGCGCCGAUGGGGGCCCCUUCUUCUGGGCUGCGUUGGGGUUCAAGGGGAGGUCUGUGUUCCGCCUGAGGAGCGAGCUGGCCAGCGAGAUAGGCAUCGGCAUGAACGACCUCGUCAUGUGCGUCCAGGCGGGCACUAACGGGCGGCCUACCCCACUCGUCGUCAACCUACCCCGCCGCACGCGGACCCUUUACAUCGUCGUCCUCAUGGCCGGGGAGCCAGCCCCAGACAGGAGGAACCACUGUGGUUCUGAACUUCAGAACCAGUGUGAACAUUGGUUCGUAAUGUUUCAGUCCAUCAGCAGAAAAUGA
Molecule: messenger RNA, 859 nt
Organism: Aegilops tauschii subsp. strangulata
Lineage: Eukaryota; Viridiplantae; Streptophyta; Magnoliopsida; Poales; Poaceae
Source: RefSeq, a predicted model, not a curated record